This is a messenger RNA of Cordyceps fumosorosea ARSEF 2679, 5703 nucleotides long. RefSeq lists its product as hypothetical. The transcript has a single exon. Bases 1 to 5703 code for a protein of 1900 amino acids. Gene Ontology annotation, molecular function: ATP binding; ATP hydrolysis activity; ATP-dependent chromatin remodeler activity. The record is from RefSeq and is a predicted model, not a curated record. Lineage: Eukaryota; Fungi; Ascomycota; Sordariomycetes; Hypocreales; Cordycipitaceae.
AUGGCCUCGAGAUUAGAUCGCCUCGUCACCAUCCUGGAGACUGGCAGUACCAGACUCAUCCGCGAUACUGCCGUCAACCAGCUGGCCGACUGGCAAAAACAGCAUCCCGAUGAACUGUUUAAUCUACUCUCCCGCGUGGUUCCCUACCUGCGCCACAAAGACUGGGAAACUAGAUCCACUGCCGCAAAGGCAAUUGGCAAAAUUGUAGAGAAUGCCCCCCUCUACGAUCCCAAUGAAGAUGAUGGCGACCAGGUCGCACAACCUCCCAAAAAGGAAGAACCCUCGUUCACCGAGAACGGCCAUGUCAAGAAGGAGCAAAACGACGACAAUACUGCCGGCAUUUCCAAUAUCGAUCUCGGCGCGGAUCAACACUUCACCCUUGAUGCCAUUGAUGUUGAGUCCAUUCUUAAGUAUGGUCGCGAACUGCUACGCGGCGGAGGCAUCGAGUAUAGCCUGGCAGCCAUGGACCCCGCAGACCGUCUCGCUCAUCAGAGGAAGACUCUUCCUGGCCGCCUUGGUUUGUUCGGUCGCAAAGUCGACGACGAAGAAAUUGCGCCUCCCGAACCCGUUGGCGUGCCCCCGACACCGAUUGAAGGCCCCAGCAAUGGCGGCCUCCCUCGAACUGACAGCGUCGGACAGCAGGGCGAGGACUCCCAGCUGAGCUCCAGGCAGCUUAACGUUCUGAAGCGCAAGCGAAAGAGAGAGGCAAUGAGAGCCUCCCAGGGAAAAAGCAGUUUCGGCGACCUCUCUCUCAGGCGCUCUACAACGGCUGGCUCGGAAGCUAUGGCCGAGGACACAAUUAUGACUGAUGCGGAUUCCAAAAAGAACGGCAAGAUGAACGACUAUUUCAACCUUGAUCGACCUGUUGAGACCGAUGAGGACACCAAGGUCGUCAGCGAAUUCAAGGGCCCUAUUAUUCCCAUCAAGUCCGAAAUAGAAACCGACGAUGACAUGCACGGCGCCGAAUGGCCCUAUGACCGCCUGUGUGACUUUUUGAAACUCGACAUUUUCGACCCCUCUUGGGAAACUCGUCACGGAGCAGCCAUGGCGCUGCGAGAGGUGAUUCGUGUUCAUGGUGGCGGCGCCGGUAGAGGUCCUGCCAAGUCUCGAUCCGAAAAUGAUUCCAACAAUAAGAAGUGGCUCGAUGACUUGGCUUGCCGCCUCUGUUUCGUCUUAAUGCUCGACCGGUUCACAGACUACAGCUCAGAUACAUCUGUGGCACCCAUCAGGGAAACCAUUGGCCAAACCCUGGGUUCCGUCCUCAAGCAUGUUCCCGCUGCGUCUGUCUAUGACACGUAUCGCAUUCUGCAUCGCAUGGUGCUCCAGGAAGAUCUCAAGAUGGAGCGCCCCGUCUGGGCUGUCUGCCACGGCGGUAUGGUUGGACUUCGAUACGUUGUCGCAGUGAGGAAGGACUUGCUGCUACAGCACAAUGACAUGAUCGAUGGCGUAAUAGCCGCGGUUAUGAAGGGCCUCGGGGACAUGGACGACGAUGUUCGCUCCGUGAGCGCUGCAACGCUGAUACCCAUGGCAAAAGAAUUCGUCAUGAUGCGCCCUGCUGCACUCGAUGGUCUCACAAACAUAGUCUGGGAGAGUUUGUCAAACCUGGGCGACGAUCUCAGUGCCAGUACCGGACGUAUCAUGGAUCUUUUAGCAACGCUUUGCAGCUUCCCCGAAGUCUUGGAAGCCAUGAAAGCCUCUGCCCAGAAAGACGAGGAACGCUCAUUCACCCUUCUUGUGCCUCGUCUAUACCCAUUUUUACGGCAUACCAUCACCUCUGUCCGCCUCGCCGUUCUGAAAGCCUUGCUCACCUUUGCCAACCUUGCUGAUGAGUCCUCUCAAGGUUGGUUGAAUGGCAAGAUUCUGCGACUCGUCUUUCAAAACAUUCUUGUCGAGAGGGACAAGGAGACUCUUAACGUGUCGUUGGAACUUUGGACUGCCCUAGUACAAAAUCUGGCAAGAAACCCGGCUACUCUGGCAGAUGAGUUUGCCCCCAAUAUCGAUGCCCUUAUGGAACUGACCUUGCAUCCUAUUGGUGUCUCUCGAUACCCCAUUCCGAUGAACGCCACGCUUUUCCAGAAGCCCUCUGGCGGCACAUACUCCAUGCCCGCCAACGCUCAAAACACGACCGGAAGACGUACAUCACCCGAAGUCGUUGACCGCGCCCCUAAACGGCGCAGAAAGUCUGCCAAGACAGAGGAUCCAACGCCGACACACGUUGGUCACGAUGUUGACGGACACAUGAUGACUGGCGAUGUUGAUCUUGUUGGCAUGGACAUCCUUAUUCGUUCGAGAACUUCAGCAGCCAAGGCUAUGGGUCUGAUCAUGUCUCAUGUGCCAUCUGCCAAGCUAGAUGACUUUGAUGCUCUUCUCGUCCCAGGUCUUUCUUCCGCCUUUGCCUCUACUCAGGUGACCGCCUGUCUGGUCAUUGAUGAGUAUUGCAAAGAGUGUCGGACUGAGGACGAUAUGACCACUCGAUAUGUCGAUCAUCUCCAGCGCAUCAUCGACAGUGACAGACCGACCUUCUACCGCGACCUUGUCAUCUAUAUGCAGCGUGUUCGCUCGCAAUGCCAGCAGCUCUUAUACAUGUUCAGAGAUCAUGGCAAAGUAGCACCCGGAAAGCUGCCAGUACUGCCUGUCGUUGUGCAGGGCGAAGCAGAAGCGGGCCCUAGUGCUUUCUCGCUUCUAACUGCAGACAAGUGCAUCGGCGAUGACUUUGACAAGCUGAAGAAGAUUAUGCCACCAGGCCAGCGCCUCAUUGCGAGCCAGCAGCUCGCCGAUGCGCGUGACAUUACUCAGACCGCCGUUCAAGAGGCCAAAACCCUAAAGGAAACUCGGGAUGUUCGGAUCAAGGCUGUCGCCGCAUGUGCACUCGUUGCUAUGAAGGUGCUUCCUAAGAAACCCAGCCCACUCAUCAAAGGCAUCAUGGAUUCCGUCAAGACGGAAGAGAACCAAAUUCUACAGUCCCGCGCUUCCGAUACUAUCGCUAGACUGGUUCAGCUCUUUGCUGACAAGGGUCGGCGAGGCCCUGCGGACAAGGUUGUCGCUAACCUGGUAAAGUUUUCAUGUGUUGAAGUGGCUGAGACGCCAGAGUUUCCCGUCCACGCGACAAAGAAGGAUUUUAUCUUGUCGAUGCAAAAAGAAGAGGACAGAGUCGACCAUGCUGACGCCGCCAAAUGGGCAAGAGAAGUCAAGGCUGCUCGUAUAACAAGAAGAGGCGCAAAGGAGGCCCUGGAAAUCCUGGCCCGCACAUACGGUGCCGCUAUCUUUGAGACUGUUCCCAGCCUGCGAAAUUUCAUGGAGCAACCCCUGCUCAAGGCCUUCUCUGGCGAACUCCCAGAAGCAGCCAAGGACCCAGAAGACACUUUCGGCCAGGAGAUUGUCGAUGCGAUGUCUGUCAUCCGCACCAUGACUCCAACGCUGCAUCAAGACCUCCACGCCUUUGUUCUGGAAAUGAUGCCGCUCGUCAUCAAAGCUCUUCGCUCGGAGCUUUCCGUCUUCCGCUAUAUGGCCGCCAAGUGCAUGGCUACCAUCUGCAGCGUCAUGACGGUCGAAGGCAUGACAACGCUGGUCGAAAAGGUUCUUCCCUCCAUCAGUAACCCGCUCGAUCUUCACUUUCGACAAGGCGCCAUCGAAGCAAUUUACCACCUCAUUGCUGUUAUGGGUGACUCCAUUCUGCCAUAUGUCAUCUUCCUCAUAGUGCCUGUCCUUGGCCGAAUGAGCGACUCCGACAACGAGAUCCGUCUGCUGGCUACUACUUCGUUUGCAACCCUUGUCAAGCUCGUCCCACUGGAGGCUGGCAUCCCAGACCCGCCGGGCCUCUCCCAAGAGCUUCUCAAAGGACGUGACCGUGAGCGCACCUUUAUCGCUCAGCUUUUGGAUCCAAAGAAAGUUGAACCCUUUGCUAUCCCCGUCGCUAUCAAGGCUGAGCUUCGAUCUUACCAGCAAGAAGGUGUCAACUGGCUCCACUUUCUCAACAAAUAUCAUCUUCACGGCAUUCUGUGUGACGACAUGGGUCUAGGGAAAACACUGCAGACACUGUGCAUCGUUGCUAGUGACCACCACCAGCGCCAGGAAGAAUUUUCCAAGACACAGGCCCCGGAUUCUCGCCGCCUGCCGUCUCUCAUCGUCUGCCCGCCUACGCUGUCUGGUCACUGGCAGCAAGAAAUUCGAACAUACGCGCCAUUCCUCAGUGUCACUGCCUAUGUUGGCCCUCCUGCCGAGCGCAGGCUGUUGAAACCGAAGCUCGGCGAGACGGAUAUUGUAAUCACGUCUUACGAUGUCUGCCGUAACGACUCUGAUGUGCUGGAGAAGCACAGCUGGAACUAUGUUGUUCUUGACGAAGGUCAUUUGAUCAAGAACCCCAAGGCUAAAAUCAGCCAGGCCGUCAAGAGACUUGCCAGCAACCAUCGACUCAUCCUGACUGGCACACCGAUCCAGAACAAUGUAUUAGAACUCUGGUCGCUGUUUGACUUCCUGAUGCCCGGCUUUCUAGGUACAGAAAAGGUCUUCUUAGACCGAUUCGCCAAACCUAUCGCUGCCAGUCGGUUCAGCAAGGCUUCUUCUAAGGAGCAAGAAGCCGGUGCGCUAGCCAUCGAGGCUCUACACAAACAAGUUCUCCCUUUCCUCCUCCGUCGUCUGAAGGAGGAGGUCCUGAACGACCUGCCACCCAAGAUUCUACAAAAUUACUACUGCGACCUCAGUGACCUGCAGAGGAAGCUGUUCGACGACUUCAACAAGAAGCAAGGCAAGCAGCUGCAAGCCGAGGCUGGCAGAGAAGACAAGGAGGCGAAGCAACAUAUUUUCCAGGCACUGCAAUACAUGCGCAAGCUCUGCAACUCCCCCGCCAUGGUGAUGAAACCAGGGGUCCCCAUGUUUGACGAGACGCAAAAGAUUUUGGCCAAGCAGGGCACAUCGCUUGACGACGUUGCGCAUGCACCCAAGCUUGGCGCACUUCGCGACCUGCUGGUUGACUGCGGCAUUGGUGGCGAUGAUGGCGAUAGCAAUGAUCCCCUGUAUCAGCCAAUCAAACCUCACCGUGCUCUCAUUUUCUGUCAAAUGAAGGAGAUGCUUGACAUGGUGCAAAACAAGGUCUUGAAAGAAAUGCUUCCUGGUGUGUCGCAUCUGCGCCUGGAUGGUUCGAUAGAAGCCAAUAAGAGGCAGGAUAUCGUGAACAAAUUCAAUAGCGAUCCUUCCUACGACGUGCUACUGCUGACAACUAGUGUCGGUGGUCUGGGGCUCAAUCUGACGGGUGCGGAUACUGUCAUUUUUGUCGAGCACGACUGGAACCCGCAAAAGGAUCUGCAGGCGAUGGACCGCGCUCACAGAAUCGGCCAGAAGAAGGUUGUCAAUGUUUACCGCCUCAUCACCAGAGGCACGCUGGAGGAGAAGAUUCUGAACUUGCAGCGAUUCAAGAUUGACGUGGCGUCGACGGUUGUUAACCAGCAAAACGCAGGUCUAGGAACAAUGGACACGGACCAAAUCCUAGACUUGUUCAACGUGGGCGAUUCAGGGCCAGGCCUGAUAUCAGACAAGCCUCAGAACAACCUGGAAGGAAGAGAGGAGGACAUGGUGGAUAUCGAAACGGGAGAUGUACUACGACAGCCAGGCAAGAAGGCGUGGUUGGAUGACUUGGAGGAGCUCUGGGAUGAUAAGCAAUAUGAAGAGAGCUUUGACCUGGAGGGGUUUAUGAAGUCAAUGUCAUGA